Messenger RNA from Vollenhovia emeryi, 1299 nucleotides. Its product is annotated as factor VIII intron 22 protein-like. The record is from RefSeq and is a predicted model, not a curated record. Lineage: Eukaryota; Metazoa; Arthropoda; Insecta; Hymenoptera; Formicidae. The transcript has 8 exons. Gene Ontology annotation, molecular function: protein binding. Bases 351 to 1280 code for a protein of 309 amino acids. Gene Ontology annotation, cellular component: early endosome. Gene Ontology annotation, biological process: vesicle cytoskeletal trafficking.
CGGUUCGGAGUAACGUCGGUAAUGCAGCGCUCUGCGAUCCUCGCCACGACGAUUCGUGCUUGCACUUCUUUUCUCCAAGUUCACCCUCCCGCGGGAACAUCCCUCGAUCGCCAGGAAGAGACGCGGAUUGACGCGGUGUAAGAUUCGCGUUUGCGCUUCACCUCCGGUUAUCAUGCCGACGCCGUGCGACUCUCGUCGCGACGGAGCCGCGGGACGUGGUGUCGCGUGAGCGUGAGCGGAACAACGAGCGUUUCAUGGCGUGACACGCGCGUGCCAAGUCGCCAUGGAGUGAAACGUCAGACGUGUGCGGACAGGGCGCACGCGGCCCAAUUGCUGGCUUCUGAAGGAGGAUGGCCCUCGUCAGUCAGGGUCAGGGAAUUGGGGAGGCCGCGGAUUUCUUAACGAGGUACCACAACAUCUCGAACAAACUGAAGAAACGAUUCCUGAGGAAGCCGAACGUCGCGGAGGCAUGUGAUCAGUUUAGUGCCUUAGCUACCGAAUGCGAACAGAAGGAACUGUGGCAGUACGCAGGCUUGUGCUGGUUGGCGGCCGCUAGAUGCCAGGGUACAUUGGAGAACGCCUCUUCUGAAAUAAAUCUUCUGGUCAAGGCUGGGAGGCAAUUCCUCACGGCUGAGAAAAAAGAUAACGAUGUGGGAUGCCCCUCUAUAGGCCAAGAGAACAUACAGGCGGCUGUGAGUUGCUUCGGCCAUUCCAUGGCUAGAUGCAGCAAUCAACCGGGAUUCAACACAAUUUCCGCCGGUUUAUCAGUGGAGCUGGCGCUAGCGUUGGGCCCGGGUCCCGCUGGUAUCCAACAGUUGCGCAAAGCCAUCGACAUCUUUCCUACAUCAAAAGCUAUCAAUACCUUAGUGUCUUUCCAUAUAAAACAGGGAGAUUACGUAGCUGCAUUACAAAUUCUCAAUGAAUUUGUAGAAUUUGUAGAAGCUUGUGUCGUGGCUGGCGCUAGAGGAAACUACAACGCAAUCCUACAUAGGUGCGAAGUGACGCGAGUGCUUCUGCUGCUCAUUCUUCAGCCUUCACCUCAGAGAUUGACACCAUCUCUCGCCCAGGUCCUCGAAAAGUAUGCGUGGGCAGAAGAGAAUGUGAACAACGGUCUCAAUAUGAGCGAGGAUGAACUAUUAUUGCUGCAAUCCCUAGUAUUAGCGUGCCAGUCUCACGAUCAUCAAGCGGUGUUGGAGCUCGAGAGCGAGCUUUAUCCUUACUUCGACACAGAGCAAAAGGAACUGUUGCAUAAACUGAUACAAGUAGUAUCGACGCAGUAAAUAUACAAUAACGCCACGA